CUGGUAUUACCAAACUCGGACCACUAACAAGCAUGGCUCCCAAGAAGAUUGCUCUUUUGUGGGGACUGUUUCUGUUUCUGUUCUGUGUCCAGUUACUGCGAUCAGAAGAGAACAUCGCGUACGGAAGGAUGGCUUCGCAGAGUUCUACAUACGGGAGAUGGCCUGCAGAUAAAGGCGUGGACGGCUGUUUAGAGCAAUUAAUGCAAUCUGAUUGCUGUUCACAUACCGCGGGUAACGAAAUAAAUGCCUGGUGGCAGGUAGAUCUAGGACAUCGCUCCACAGUCAGUUACAUCACAAUAUACUACCGAGCUGCAUCGCAGAUCGCGCAACAAGCGACAUGA
This is a messenger RNA of Pecten maximus, 341 nucleotides long. RefSeq lists its product as uncharacterized. The record is from RefSeq and is a predicted model, not a curated record. The coding region runs from base 33 to 341 and encodes 102 amino acids. The transcript is spliced from 3 exons. Lineage: Eukaryota; Metazoa; Mollusca; Bivalvia; Pectinida; Pectinidae.